Molecule: messenger RNA, 1373 nt
Organism: Sturnus vulgaris (Common starling)
Lineage: Eukaryota; Metazoa; Chordata; Aves; Passeriformes; Sturnidae
Product: suppressor of cytokine signaling 1-like
Biological process (GO): phosphatidylinositol phosphate biosynthetic process
Cellular component (GO): phosphatidylinositol 3-kinase complex
Molecular function (GO): 1-phosphatidylinositol-3-kinase regulator activity
Source: RefSeq, a predicted model, not a curated record
UUGCCCUUUCUUCUGAAGGCACAGUAACUGGUGCUGCGUAAUGGCUCCUCACAUCUUUUGAAGCUGAUCCAUCUGAAGAGUCAAGGCAGGGUGUUUCCCUUGUCCCCCCUGUGGUCCUGUUGGUUGAUCAUCUGGGACUCCUCUAGCAGCGUAGCUCUGGAUGGAUUUGCUCUUGUGUAAAGCAAAAACUGGCAAGUGCUGCAUCAGAGCUUUUGAAUUUGGACAACUUCCAGUCCUGACAUCCAGAAAUUCAUCCCUAUGGGUGGCAAAGACAAAGAGGGUGGAUGCAAAGGAGGAAGCAUGGUAAAGGCAGCAUCUUUCCAGGAUUCAUGGGCUCUUUGAGAGAUGAUCAGAGGGAGGCCAGAUGAUCUGCACAACACACGCACCACUGUUUCUCAUCUGCAAAGGCAGCAUCGGAGUGUUCUCCCCAGCCCCGCGCCACCCGGCUUGCCCGAUCGUUUCCGGAUGUUUCGCAGCUGCGAGUGGGAAGUCCUGGAGCGAUCCCUCAAUAUCCUCCAGGCCAGUGACUUCUACUGGGGCCCCUUGUCUGUGGGGGAGGCUCACGCCAAGCUCCAGCAGGAGCCCGUAGGCACCUACUUGGUGCGGGACAGCUCACAGGGGAACUGCUUGUUCAGCCUGAGCGUGCGGAUGCCCACGGGGCCCGUCAGCCUUCGAAUCUCUUUCCAGGAGGGCUAUUUCCGCCUCAAGAACUGGUUUUCAGACUGCGUGGUCCGGCUGCUGGAACUGGUGGUGGCGGGGACCCGGAACAACCCCUUGCACUUUGAUGAGAUGGGGGGAACUCCCCUGGUCUUCUCUGAGCCCUUGUGCCGAAGCCGCCGGGCAGUGCCCACGCUGCGAGAAUUGUGCUGCCGGAGCCUCCCUGCUGGUGCCAUGACAGAGGACAGAGCAAGGCUGGGGGGCUCCCUGGGGAUGUGUCUGAGGGAAGAGCUGUUCUCACCCCUGGAUAGAAGGGGAGGGUCAGAGGGGAGCAUUGGCCCCAGCCCCUCUCUGUCCUGGGCUGGGAGAUGAUGCCAUGCAUAUGGGAGAUGAAGGGAGAUGCCUCUUUUAUGACUGUGCUGGUGGGAUGUGUGCCACACCAGUGAGGCUGGACUGGCUGCUGGGAGAGGAAGGGGGAGGGCAGAGGGAGCAGAGUGUGAACCCUGUGGCUGUGACAGAAGUGUCCUCCUACAUAUACAGUGAGUGUGACUUUCCCCAGACAUGCCUGGGGUAAAGCCAGAUCUGAAGAGCAGACAUUUCCACUGCCAGCAAGUCCUGCUCUUUGCUCCAUUUAUAACUUAAAAGCUUCAGAAAAAGGUGAGUUCCCUAUCCUCCCAGGUCAGCCCUGUGUUCUCUUCUACCCCAAAGUUCUUGAG